AUGAGGAGCUGUACUUUCUUGGUCAUGGCCCCUUCCCUCUGGAAGAAGCUUUCUACAAAAGUUCACCAGGAGGAAACGUUGCGCAGCUGGGAGCGUGAACAAGCCGAGCUGAAGGCAAACGUGAUUGAACAAGACACGCAGGAAUGGCAGAGCAGCCCCUCCUUUGCUGGCCUGGAAAGAGUCGGAGGGGUGGACCUGUCUUAUGUCAAAGGAGACGACACAAGCGCCUGUGCUUCACUGGUGGUGCUCAGCUACCCAAACCUUGAGGUGCUGUAUGAAGACUGCUGCAUGGUGUCUGUGGGUGCCCCUUAUGUGGCAGGUUUCCUGGCAUUCAGGGAGGUCCCUUUUCUGGUGGAGGCACUGCAGCGGCUGGAGGAACGCAACCCUGCUCAUAAGCCUCAGGUGCUUCUUGUAGAUGGAAACGGCAUACUCCAUCACAGAGGGUUUGGCAUGGCAUGUCAUCUUGGUGUGCUGACAGGCUUGCCUUGCAUUGGUGUAGCCAAAAAUCUCCUGCAGGUGGAUGGUCUUGCCAGCGAUGAGUUGCACAAGGAGCAAAUCCAAGACCUCCAGGAUGGAGAUUCUUUCCCUCUACCAAGUAGUUCAGGGAGAAUCCUGGGUAUGGCCUUGCGCAGCUGUGCCAAGAGCACCAAGCCUGUCUACAUCUCAGUGGGCCACAAGAUGAGUCUCCCCUCGGCCGUGCGCCUGGUCCGCUCCUGCUGCAAGUAUCGGAUCCCCGAGCCCAUCCGCCAGGCAGACAUAAGAUCCAGAGAAUACAUCCGGAAACAUUUGGAGGCCACCUUCACUCCGUUACCUAAGCCAGAGAGGUGGAGAUGCAGCGAGGAGGUGCAUGCGCAGGGACUUGCCUCAGUGGCCUUCAAGUACUCCAGUUCUCCCAUCUCCUUCCCAGGGCGACUUUCCAUAUCGGGUGGCAGGAAAACGGCAUUUCUCCCUGAGGGUCCAGACUGGGUUUCAUGUGAAUGACUUGAAAACAACAGUGGGUGCAUCCAUUGCAAUGUAAACUGCAGAUGUGGAGAAAUCCGCGAAAGCUGUAAAGGAGCCUUCCCUCAACCUGGCACCUUCCAAAGAUGCAGGACUACAUCUCCUCUCAUCCCCAUCUUGCACAGUCUUUCUGGAGGAGGAGAGUGGUGGGCUGUGAUCGUUCAGCAUACCUGGAGAGCACCAGGUUUUGGGGUCUAGGAGGGUAGGUUUAACUCUGGGGACUCUUGCAGUUGGGGCAUUUGUAC
Messenger RNA from Pogona vitticeps (central bearded dragon), 1244 nucleotides. The record is from RefSeq and is a predicted model, not a curated record. NCBI's taxonomy places the organism in Eukaryota, Metazoa, Chordata, Lepidosauria, Squamata, Agamidae.